Capsella rubella is the source of this 1587-nucleotide messenger RNA. Its product is annotated as amino acid transporter AVT1G. The record is from RefSeq and is a predicted model, not a curated record. Gene Ontology annotation, cellular component: plasma membrane. NCBI's taxonomy places the organism in Eukaryota, Viridiplantae, Streptophyta, Magnoliopsida, Brassicales, Brassicaceae.
AUGAAGCCUGAGGAGCAAGAAAGGGACAUAUUGUUUCCAACAGAUGACGAGGAAUGCCAAGUCGAUGUCUCUUGCGAAGAUGAAGAUGAAGAUGAUGAUUCCGGUUCAUCUUCAUUAUCCCAGCACGAUUCCGCUCCAUGGCCUCGGAGUUAUCGUCAAUCUGUGGAUAUCUUGACCGGAGUUACACCUCCUACAAUCAGCUUCAUUCAUCGGAGAGGUUCUCAGACAUCAUUCACCAGCUCUGUCGCCUCCUUAUUCAAGAGACGACAAAACUCCAUUCUAAAUUCCUUUGCAUCCUCCGCAAGCAAACAACCGUUUCUCUCCGAGAAUGACGAUGAUGACUCAAUCAGAUCAUUCGUUUCAUCGCAGCUCAAGUUAUCCAUCACCGAUCUCUCGUACACAGAACCAGAUCUCUGCUCGUUUCCUCAAUCUGUUCUCAACGGAAUCAAUAUCCUAUGUGGAGUAGGUCUACUCACAAUGCCUUACGCGGUGAAAGAAGGAGGAUGGGUUGGUCUUUUCAUACUCUUCUUCUUCGGUAUCAUCACUUGCUACACCGGUAUUCUCCUCAAACGAUGUCUUGAAAGCUCUCCUGACCUCCAUACCUACCCGGACAUUGGUCAAGCUGCCUUCGGAUUCACUGGCCGCCUCACCAUCUCCAUACUUUUGUACAUGGAGUUAUACGCAUGUUGUGUGGAGUAUAUCAUGAUGAGCGAUAAUUUGUCGAGACUUUUCCCCAACAUUUCACUAAACAUCGUUGGAGUACCUCUAGAUGCUUCUCAGAUAUUUGCCAUAUCAGCUACUCUUGUUGUUCUUCCGACAGUUUGGCUCAAAGACCUUAGCUUACUCUCCUAUCUCUCAGCCGGAGGAGUCUUCUCUUCAGUCAUGAUGGCUCUUUGUCUCUUCUGGGUCGGGUCGGUUGAUGGAGUUGGGUUUCACCCAGGUGGACAAGCUCUUGAUCUCGCUAACUUACCCGUGGCGAUUGGGAUUUUCGGGUUUGGGUUCAGUGGUCACGCGGUUUUCCCAAACAUUUACUCUUCCAUGAAAGAUCCAUCCAAGUUUCCUCUGGUGCUUCUCACUAGUUUUGGUUUCUGCGUAUUCUUGUACAUAGUCGUAGCGAUUUGUGGCUACAGUAUGUUUGGUGAGGCCAUUCAAUCGCAGUUUACACUAAAUAUGCCACAACAGUUCACGUCAUCCAAAAUCGCAGUUUGGACAGCGGUAAUAACACCAAUGACCAAAUACGCAUUAUCUAUAACACCGAUCGUGCUAAGCUUAGAAGAACUUAUGCCGUCGUCAGUGAAGAUGAGAUCCUACGGAGUAUCUAUCUUUUUUAGAACGAUUUUAGUUCUCUCAACUUUGGUCGUCUCACUUACAUUCCCAUUCUUUGCGGUCAUGGGGGCUUUGAUGGGAUCAUUCCUCGCAAUGCUUGUGGCUUUUAUCUUUCCCUGUCUUUGUUAUCUCAGCAUCUUGAAGGGUAGAUUGAGUAAGACACAAAUUGGAAUAUGCGUUUCCAUCAUCAUCUCUGGCAUUGUAAGCGGUUGCUGCGGGACUUAUUCCGCCAUUGGAAGAUUAGUAGGAGAAUUGAGUUGA